Molecule: messenger RNA, 3871 nt
Organism: Diachasma alloeum
Lineage: Eukaryota; Metazoa; Arthropoda; Insecta; Hymenoptera; Braconidae
Product: membrane alanyl aminopeptidase
Exons: 10
Coding region: 126-2888 (920 amino acids)
Biological process (GO): proteolysis; peptide catabolic process
Cellular component (GO): cytoplasm
Molecular function (GO): metalloaminopeptidase activity; peptide binding; zinc ion binding
Source: RefSeq, a predicted model, not a curated record
GAAUGAGUCUUCCAGAUUUUAAACUUCAGUCUCUAUUCUACUUUCGUAGCUUGAGUACCUUCUGCACAGUGUUCCUGAUUAUCUGUCAACUCGUCUCAAAUAUAACAUAAAAUUUGGGAGCGAGAAUGAUGGGAAUCGAAUUUGCCAGUUUGCUAGUGCUUAUCACUGCUGCAAUAUCGCAGUCAUCCUCAUUGUAUACUCCCACAAAAUAUGAGGAUGAAUUGAUAGCGAAAGUUGUUGGCUACCGGUUACCGAACAAUACAGUACCAAGGUUAUACACGCUGAAUCUGGAACCUCAUAUUGACGACGAAGAAUUCACUUUCGAUGGUACCAGCAGCACUGUCUUUGAAGUGCUUGAUCCAACAUGGAGUGUAACUUUACAUGCAUCGACAUUGAUUGAAAUCGAUAAAACGUACACGACCCUUAUCCACAGUGAUGGUACAAUUGAGAAACCGAUUUCUCAAAGGUACAACGAAAAUCUUCAAUUCUUCAACCUGCGAUUCAGUCAUUUAUUGGAGCUUGGUAAUUACACGGUGAAAAUGAAAUGGAAGGGACACAAUUCUGCAUCUUUGCGAGGAUUCUACCGAGCUGAGGAUGUGAAUACGUAUGGAGAUACUCUAUACAUGGUAGCAACUCAUUUCGAACCCCUAGCAGCCCGAGCUGCAUUUCCCUGCUGGGAUGAGCCAGCACUGAAAGCUGAAUUUGAAAUAUCCUUGAAACAUUACAACAAUUAUACAGCACUAUCAAAUAUGCCUAUAAAAGGACAAACGUCAACUGAUGAUGGGAAGAUUUGGACGAGCUUUCAGAGAUCUCCAGUCAUGUCUACUUACCUGGCAACAUUUGUAGUAGCCCCUUACACUAAUCUUGCCAAUGAUCAUGGAAAUAUGACAUUCUGGGUUCCGUCAGAUAAACUGGCAUCUGCUACAGUUGGUUUCGAACUUAGUCCGAUGAUUGUCAGCGCGUUAGAAAAUUAUACCGGAUUUCUUUAUUCUUUACCUAAAUUGGACGCUGUUUACGUUCCUCAGUACUCCUCUGCAGCUACUGAACACUGGGGUCUCAUCGCCUAUUCGAAGUUUAUUUUAGUCGAUCCUGAUGUUGGCACUCAUCAGGAGCUGAAACGUGCCAUAUUAUUAGCAGCCCAUGAAAUUACUCACCAGUGGCUAGGGAAUUUAGUUACCCCUGCAUGGUGGGGUGAUCUUUGGUUGAGUGAAGCUUUUGCUGUAUUCUUGGGAACCAAAAUAGUGGAUAAUGUAAUCCCUCGAUUUCACGCUAUGGACCUCUUUGCUGUUGAAACAGUUAAUGAUGUAUCAUUCACGGCAGAACGAUUUUACGCCAAACCACAUCCGAUUAGAUGGGUACCCAAUUCUGAGCAGGAAGUUUUUGAGAUGUUCUCUCCAGUGACUUAUCGGAAAGGAGCCGCUGUAGUGCGGAUGUUGGAGCACAUAAUAACCGAAGAAGCAUUAUGUCUUGGCAUCCAAAAAUACGUAGAUAAACACCAAUUUGGUUCGGUAGAAACAAACGAUCUAUGGCGAAGUCUUCAAGAAGGCUACAAUGAGAUGAAAGUACCACCUCACUUGAAUAUAAAAGAAAUAAUGAAUCCUUGGGUGGAACAAACAGGAUAUCCACUGCUGAAGGUCACGCGGGAUUACAAAACAGGAAUUAUUAGUAUCACACAAUGUGACGCCAACAACCCAGAAUCAGGGAAUCUUUGGACGAUUCCCAUAAACUAUGCAACAACUUCACGACCGAAUUUUUCAUCCACUCGACCAAUGCACUUUAUGCGACGUGCGAAUCAUAGUCUCGUACUUGAUCGAAUCGAUAGAAAUGAUGGGAUAAUUCUGAAUAUUCAACAGACUGGAUUCUAUCGUGUUGAUUACGACUGGGAAAAUUGGAAACGUAUCAGUGCAUACUUAAACUCGGAAAAUUAUCACAAAAUCCACGUACUGAAUCGUGCACAAUUGCUCCACGACGUCGUAUAUUUUUCUGAAAGAGACGAACGCUAUUAUGAGUUAUUGAUGGAUAUGGCUAUGUACUUACGUAGAGAAACAAAUUUUCUACCUUGGACAGCUAUUGAGGAAGUCAUAUACCAAUUAGCAUUGCCUUUCAUGAAUACGGCCACCUUCGACUUCUUCAGACAUUUUGUCUUACGUAUUAUGAACAACAUAAUAGAUGAGAUUGGAUUCGAAGAUCGUGUAUUUGACAAUGAUAACUUGGUUUAUUUGGCUAGGGCUCGACUUUUGCCCUUGGCAUGUAAUUUCGGCCACGAGGGAUGCAGAGCCAUAGCCCCUAUAAAAUUGAUAGAGAUGUUAAAUGGCAAAAUGAAGAAAUCAUUUCGUGCUCAGCAUAAAGGAUGGAUAUACUGUUCUGCUCUAGCUGAUGCCAAUGAAACACUGUGGGAUCUGGUGAUGAGUGCUCAUUGGGCAAAUCCUCUUGAACACCAUGCAUUCGAAGCUCUGGGAUGUACGAAGAAUCAUCGUUUGAUUAAAAAAUAUCUUGCCUUAGCUUUCGCUGAAAAUGCUACGCUAUUGACUCAUGAUGUGUAUGAUGCAUUGCACUCAAUGAUUACGGGGCCUGCACAAAACUACGAUUUUGCUCUUGAUUAUUUCAUUGAGAAUAUUGAUGAAAUACGUCAAUAUCUGAACGUGAGAAAUUCGACACAAGAAAUUUGGUAUCUUUAUCAGGAGUUUGCUCGGCUUACCAAAACGCUGAAUCAAUUUGAAAAGUUGACAAAAUUCCUCAAUAAAGAAACUGAAGAAGGAAAGAUCAACAACAUCAGAGAACUUAUCAACAGCGCAAGGGAUUCCAUGAGGCGUUCGGAAAAAAUAUCUGCAGUGUUUAGUUCCAUUAUAAAAAAGAAACCAUACCUUGUGAAUUUCGUACAAAAUUGAGAUCCGGAGGAGAAUCAAUGCACAUCACAUUAUUAUCAAGGUCAAGAAUUCGACUCCAUGAACUCCAUGAAAAUAAUUAUUUUAACCCUCGAGUGGUGGCAGCUUGCGUAUGAUUUAGCGGGGAUUCCCCCGCUUAAGGGUAGACGAUACAAUGCAUUAAACACCGAAAGAGUUAAACUCACUGAGUGUAUCCAAAAUAAUAUUCAGAAUGUGUAUCAAUCAAUUCCAUGAUCGGUCAACAAGUUCUGUCUCCUAACGGGAAAUCGCAUGCGAAAGCAAUCCUUUAUAAUUUGUUCGAUGUUUUCUUUGUAAUUGAAAAAUAGAGUUGUUAACUCCCUGAAGAUAUCUUGUACAAGACGAUUUUGUAGCUUUAGACAAUGAACUCAUCCACUUAGUGUUAGGAUCUUAUCAAAUAUGAUCCUGUGUCAUCUACUCCUCCUAUUUGCAAGACACGCCAUACAAAACACCAUUAGCAUAGCAGAAAGAACCACCCUGAAUAAAAUGACCCGACUAAGAUACCCAGAUAACUCUCUUCACAACCCGUCAAACGGACUCCUAUACGAGCACACGAAAAUAAAAUCAGUCACCGGCAGACUUAAUCGCGAUACAAUAUCCCACAAACACUCUCCUUUAAGAGCUGAAAAAGAGUUAAACAGCAUUCUGAGGACUCGGACACCUAAAGAGAGCUCGCGCACGUCAGUGACUAAUUGAAAGCCCUCUGGACAACUUAUCUAUCACGCCAUUUCCAAUCAGGUCUCACCAUCAUUUAUCAUUACACAAAAAUGUAGGACAAACAAUGUAAAUAAGAUCUUGUUUGUAUUUUAUAUACUGAUUUAUAUGUAUAUAUACAUAUAUACUUAGGGUUAAACCGCACCCUCAAAUUUAAUGUCCAAAAACGAUUUGUAACUCCCCGGCUGCAGGUCCCCAGGCCUUGCAACUAAUCACAUUCAAAGUAAUUAAAAUGAAUCAGACUCUCUGUGAAA